Microsporum canis CBS 113480 is the source of this 972-nucleotide messenger RNA. RefSeq lists its product as hypothetical. The transcript is spliced from 6 exons. Gene Ontology annotation, molecular function: ATP binding; protein serine/threonine kinase activity. The coding region runs from base 1 to 972 and encodes 323 amino acids. Gene Ontology annotation, biological process: intracellular signal transduction; protein phosphorylation. The record is from RefSeq and is a predicted model, not a curated record. Lineage: Eukaryota; Fungi; Ascomycota; Eurotiomycetes; Onygenales; Arthrodermataceae. Gene Ontology annotation, cellular component: cytoplasm; nucleus.
AUGCCUCGUUCUAUCUAUGAUCUCUUGGCUAAGGGGCACAAGAUUCUAAUUAACGGCAGACAAGGCCAAUACCAGGUCGUAAAAGCACUCAAAAGAAAUGUCUUUCAGGCUUUGACCGUCGGGUCAAAUUCACCAGUGAUCAUCAAAACGGAGGGAGUUGAUCCUGUCAUAUACCAGACCGAGGCCAACUGCUAUAGCUACCGCUGUGUCGCCGAAUCGCCCUACAUAAGAGCGAUGCACGAGGUUGUUGACAAUGAUAUGGAUCGAUGUAUGGUUUUUGAGUACCUGGACACUGAUCUGUGGUCAUUGAGGGCGAGGGCACAGGAACUUGGGCAGCCUUUUUUAAAGGCUGUCGCAACAUCUAUCCUCGAGGCUGUGAACACAUUCUCAGAUAUGGAUGGGCAUUUCACCGCCUUGCAUACAGUUAUACCUUCUGAGGGUUUUGACGACUUCCGAUUACAGGGUGCUGAAAUUCGAGCGCCAGAGAUUUGGAAGGGAAUGUUGCCCAGGCCGCAUUGCCAGGUGUGGUCUGUUGGUGUGACUUUAACACACUUUUGUACCAAUCGAGUCGUAUUUGGGAACUGGGACCAGGAUUGCCGUGUCCAGGAGUUUCCCCUUGAAGUGAACAAGUCUGCUUGGGCAAUUGGCAAGAUCAUCAAACUCAUUGGAUUGCUUGAACGUGAUGAAGACCCUAAAUACCGGCUCGAAUUUGAUCUGGCGGAGCUUUUUGUAAAGCAGGGGCUUAUUAAAGUUGGAUCCCUUGAAGAAGAGCUCGCCAAAGUCAAUGCUCCUAAAGGUUGUGUUGAUUUUAUCUACCAUCUUCUAACUAUCGACGAUAAACGACGGCCAACAGCAGCGCAAGCACUACAACAUCCCUGGCUCCAGAACUUAGAACGAUGUACCAUUCUGAAAGGGUCUGAGAAGCCUAAGUUCUGGAUGAUGAGAAGACAAGAAGCGCAGCCGGCGCGCUAG